This is a messenger RNA of Chroicocephalus ridibundus (black-headed gull), 1557 nucleotides long. Its product is annotated as keratin-associated protein 10-6-like. The transcript has a single exon. NCBI's taxonomy places the organism in Eukaryota, Metazoa, Chordata, Aves, Charadriiformes, Laridae. The record is from RefSeq and is a predicted model, not a curated record. Bases 1 to 1557 code for a protein of 518 amino acids.
AUGUCGUGCUACCCGCAGCAGUGCCUCCCACCAGUCUACCAGCACCCCAUCCCCAUCAAGUGCCCGCCGAUGUACGCUGCCAGACCUACCUGGCACUCGACACUGUGCAUCCCACAGUACGUGACCCCCUGCGUCCCCCGGCAGCGGAUGAUGUCCUCCAGCUUCUCCCAGCAGCAGUGUGUGACCCAGUGCGUGCCACGGCAGCAGUAUGUAACCAAGUGUGUGCCUCAGCAGCAGCGUGUGACCCAGCAUAUCCUACAGCAGCCGUGCGUACCUCGCUGCGUGACAAUGUGCGUGCCCCAGCAGCAAUGUGUGACCACGGGUGUGUCGCAGCAACCUUGUGUGACCAAGUGCGUGCCACAGCAGCAGUGUGCAACCAAGUGUGUGACCGCCCAUGCCCCCCAGCAGCAGUGUGCCACCAACUGCAUCCCGCAGCAGCAGUGUGCCACCAGGCAUGUGACAGUAUGCGUGCCACAGCAGCCGUACCUGACCAAGGGCAUCCCGCAGCAGCAGUGUGCCACCCAGUGCAUCCCACAGCGGUGUGUGACCAUGUACACCCCACAGCAGCAGCAUGCCACCAGGUGUGUCACCACGUGUGUCCCACAGCAGCGUGCAACCAAGUGUGUCUCGCACCAGUUUGUGACCUCUUGUGUCCCGCAGCAGUGUGCCAGCACGUACGUCCCACAGCCAUGUGCGACCAGGUGUGUGACAAAGUGUGUCCCGCAGCAGUGUGAGACAACCUGUGCCCCACAGCAGCAGUGUGUGACCAAGUGUGUGCCACAGCAGCAGUGUGCCACCAAAUGUGUCCCACAGCAGUGUGCCACCAAGUGUGUGCCACAGCAGCAGUGUGCCACCAAGUGUGUGCCACAGCAGCAGAGUGGCACCAAAUGUGCCCCACAGCAGCAGUGUGCCACCAAGUGCGUGCCAGAGCAGCAGUGUGCCACCAAGUGUGUCCCACAGCAGUGUGCCACCAAGUGUGUGCCACAGCAGCAGUGUGCCACCAAGUGUGUCCCACAGCAGUGUGCCACCAAGUGUGUGCCACAGCAGCAGUGCGCCACCAAGUGUGUCCCACAGCAGUGUGCCACCAAAUAUGUCCCACAGCAGCAGUGUGCCACCAAGUGUGUGCCACAGCAGCAGUGUGCCACCAAAUGUGUCUCACAGCAGCAGUGUGCCACCAAGUGUGUCCCACAGCAGUGUGCCACCAAAUAUGUCUCACAGGCGCAGUGUGCCACCAAGUGUGUGCCACAGCAGCAGUGUGCCACCAAAUGUGUCUCACAGCAGCAGUGUGCCACCAAGUGUGUCCCACAGCAGUGUGCCACCAAGUGUGUGCCACAGCAGCAGUGUGCCACCAAGUGUGUCCCACAGCAGUGUGCCACCAAGUGUGUCCCACAGCAGCAGUGUGCCACCAAAUGUGUCCCACAGCAGCAGUGUGCCACCAAGUGUGUCCCACAGCAGCAGUGUGCCACCAAGUGUGUGCCACAGCAAUGUCAGUCGGGUAGAGUUAAAAUUUCAAGUCACUCCAAAAAGUACUGCUCUGCGCCCAAAUGGCCCUGGUAA